AAAUUCGACCGUUGAACGGUCGUCUUUCUGCAUAUAAAAAUUAUUCAAUCACUCCACUUUCUUAAUUCAAUCCUUUAAUCCAAUAUAUUAAAUUCAAUACAAUCUCCCCGAAAUCUGAAAUCUCUCUCUGUUAAUACAAAAUAGUUUCAUUAUGGAGGGAAUUAAGGAAACCGUUGUACCAAAAUCUCCCAUUAAUGAAACAGUUGUAACAAAAGCAAUCAUCAAUGAAGCUGCCGAAAGGAUUGUGGUGGUUGCAGCAGAGCCAAAAACACCGCCCCUUAAUCGGCCAACAAUUGUUCUUCCUAAUUCUCCAAUCAAAAGUGAGAAUACACCCGAUCGCCUUAAGGUCCCCAAGCCAUUUAAAUACCCUGAAAGGUACACAAGUCCAACUGAUCAAAUGAUGUCUCCUGUUUCAAAGAGACUCCUAAUUGUCAGAAGUAGAAAGGCCAGCACACUUUUGCCACCCUCCAAAGAUCGACCUCUUCAUCAACAUAUGGUUCAAGGUUUACGGCUUCAGGAAUCUGGUCUUUGUCGAACUUUGAAUUGCUGAUCAUGUUAGGAAAUUCUUUUUAUUUAUUUUUUUCCAAUUUGUCACUUCAAUAAACUACUACAAGUGGAGUUUAUGCUUAUUUCACCUUUCAUUUCUCAACCUCCAAAAUGUAGAAGGGUACACUGCUAUUUGUCUGCUUUAUAUAAAUCAGCAGACUUGAUCUACCAAGUCUUGUAGGGAUCACUUGUUUUGGUGUGUAGAUUUCACCUUUUUAAAUCCUCCUGCAAUGAAAAGAAUGGAUUCAUUUUCUCCUA
Capsicum annuum is the source of this 804-nucleotide messenger RNA. RefSeq lists its product as uncharacterized. The transcript has 3 exons. The record is from RefSeq and is a predicted model, not a curated record. Lineage: Eukaryota; Viridiplantae; Streptophyta; Magnoliopsida; Solanales; Solanaceae. Bases 152 to 550 code for a protein of 132 amino acids.